Cylicocyclus nassatus is the source of this 1613-nucleotide messenger RNA. The record is from the annotation of a GenBank genome assembly. NCBI's taxonomy places the organism in Eukaryota, Metazoa, Nematoda, Chromadorea, Rhabditida, Strongylidae.
UAUCAAUCCACAUGAGGUUCCGUUUAGCCAUAGCUGCGGUGACCUCCUUACUGCCAGCGUUUGUCAUAGGAGACCUUCAAUGUGCUAAUGGAGCACUUGAUGAGGACUAUAUCCAGCUUGUUUUGACACCAAUUAACGCAGCAAGAGAAAAAUUACAGAAUGGAAAAGAAAAAAAUGGUCCCGAUGGAGAUUAUUUGCCAGAGGCACGUUACAUGGAGACAUUGAAGUGGAGUUGUGACCUAGAAGAACGAGCCAUUUCUGUACUUGGAGUGAAGUAUUGUCCCGAUAACCCAGAGCAAAUCGAUAAAGUCGACAGUGCAAAGCGAUCACAUGGCAAAGCAGAGAUCCUUCACUUUAAUUGGGACUUGGAUUAUGGAACCGGCUCGAGAAUGGCCGAAAUGCUAGAAUCAUUUUACUUGCCAGCGCUCAGUAAGGAAGAAUAUCAACUGGAUGUCAGUAGCGAUGGGAUCAGAUUUAGCGGGGGAGAUGAAAGAUUGGCUGGAUACGCAGAUCUGAUGAGAGCGAAUACGACCGAAAUAGGAUGCGCGAAAGAAGAAUGUGGCAAAUUCAUCAAAACGUACUGUAUAACCAAUCAACCGCCAAUCAAAAAUGGAGAAAUCAUUUAUGAACCACUGUGGACUACAACCACUAACUCUGCAACAACUGCAACCACCAACUCUGCAAUAACUACAACCACUAGCUUUACAAUAACGACUACAACCACGAUGACGACAACGACAACCAAAAAGCCAAAACUCUCGACUACGCCUUGUCCAACAGCUCCUACUAUGAGAAAAGUACCAAGAACCACGACUCCUUGUCCUACACUACCUACGAGCGCUACAGCUAAAAGAAAAGCUAGAGAAGUCAAUUUGAUAAAGGAAAAAGCGCUUUUUCCUGAAGCUGAACUAGAAGACAAAGAAAUGUGUCCUGACAGUUUCAUGACAAACAGGCUAAGGAUACGCUUUCUUGAAAUGCACAAUUAUCGCAGGGCAUUGGUUGCACUUGGGAAGAUAAGGUUCAAGGGAAAGUCUCUACCGCAAGCUCAGAACAUGCAAAAAUUGAGAUACGAUUGCAAGCUAGAAGAAGUCGCAGCGCAUUACGCUAGCCAAUGUCCAGAGAGAAGUUUUCGUGAAAGUUCCACCAAAGAAAUUGGCGAAAAUUUUCUAAGAAUUGGAGACAAUGUUGGAGGCUUUGAGGAAGCAGUUAACGCGACUGUCAGCAUAUGGUGGGCAGGUGCUAGAAGAUUUGGUGCGAUCGAUCCUUCGAUGCUGCUAAAAUCCCGUAAUUUUGGCCCUCGCAUACUCUCCCUUACCCAGAUGGCUUGGGCAACGACUCGAUACAUCGGCUGCUCUAUCGUGAAGUGUUCGUCCUCAUAUGUAUCAGUUUGCAGGUAUCAACCAAGGGGGAAUGUGAUCAAAGAGCUCGUCUACAAGCCAGGCAACACCUGCACUGAUUGCGCUACUGGAAGUAAGUGCAUUGAAGAGCUGGGACUCUGUGACUGAAAGGAAGAAGAAUGUUGAUGUUUCCGUUUCCUAUAUUAUCUCUCAUCUUCACAUUAUAUCUGAACAAUGGCUUAGCACUUCGGCAAGGUCAAUAAAUAUCAAUACCAG